Cucurbita moschata (crookneck pumpkin) is the source of this 1454-nucleotide messenger RNA. Its product is annotated as activator of 90 kDa heat shock protein ATPase homolog. The transcript is spliced from 3 exons. Lineage: Eukaryota; Viridiplantae; Streptophyta; Magnoliopsida; Cucurbitales; Cucurbitaceae. Gene Ontology annotation, biological process: positive regulation of ATP-dependent activity; protein folding. Gene Ontology annotation, cellular component: cytosol. The coding region runs from base 175 to 1230 and encodes 351 amino acids. The record is from RefSeq and is a predicted model, not a curated record. Gene Ontology annotation, molecular function: protein-folding chaperone binding; ATPase activator activity.
GAGGAUAUGCCGCCAUUGUUCUAGAGCCUUCCAGACCGAGAACCUUCCGAAAUCCGCAGUUUCCCUUUCCCUUUUAUCUCCUCCUCCGUUUCCAUUUCCCAUUCGCCACGAUCUCUCUAAACGCGCCACUAAAUUCUCUCUCCGACGUACUGUUUCCUCUCCCAAGCUCCGAUAAUGGCCAAGUUCGGCGAGGGCGACAAGCGGUGGAUCGUCGAAGAACGGCCCGACGGUACCAAUGUCCACAACUGGCACUGGGCGGAGACCGAUUGCCUCGAAUGGUCCCGCAAUUUCCUCUCCAAGCUCCUCUCUGACCUCCUACUUCUCGACGAUGAGGGCGGCCUUUUCAUCAAGAUCAAGAAGGUCGACAAGGUCGAUGGAGAGGCGUAUGUCAAUAUUCGGAAGGGGAAGAUCAUUCCUGGUUAUGAACUCAGUGUCACUCUCUCUUGGGAAGGCGAGGCUAAGGAUUCCGAAGGUAAAUCUCUGCAGAAGGUUGAUGGGCUUGUCGAGAUUCCAUAUAUUUCCGAUGAGAACGCCGAUGAGGAUCCUGAAGUUAGGGUUUCUGUGAAGGACGAAGGGCCGAUUGGGAAGAAAAUGAAGGAGGCUAUGUUGGCGAAGGGGAAGCCGAUUGUGUUGGAGAAGGUGAGGUUGUACGUACAGAGUAUGGCUAAGGGUGGGCCUGCGAAGGAUGACUUAGAGGCUAAAAAGGUGGAGCCGAAGAGUAAUCAAUCGGCUCCACCUGCAGCAGCGAUGGCGGCUGCCCCUGCGGCAUCAAAGCCAGCAGUGGUGGCGGAGAAGAAGAAAGCCAAGAAAGGGUUCAAGACGAUAACGAUGACCGAGAAGUUUAGUUGUAGGGCUAACAUUUUGUUUGAAAUUCUCAUGGAUGAUAAUAGAUGGAAAGGGUUUACUCAGAGUAAUGCUAAAAUUAGCAAGGAAGUGGGUGGAGAGAUCAGUAUAUUUGAUGGGUCUGUGACUGGGAAGAACUUGGAAUUGGAAGAGGGAAAGUUGAUUGUGCAACAAUGGAGAUUCGGAAGCUGGCCUGAUGGCAUUCAUUCGACGGUGAAAUUAACAUUGGAGGAGCCGGAGCCUGGGGUUACCAUUGUGAAGUUGAUACAUUCCGACGUGCCGGAGGAGGACAGAUAUGGGAACGCAACUGUAGUGGAGAACACGGAGAGGGGCUGGCGGGAUCUUAUUUUCAACAAGAUCAAAGCAGUUUUUGGGUUUGGAAUAUGAUAGGGUUAGUACAAAAGUCCCUUGGUUUCUGCAUAUCUCCAUGAAUGAAAUAGAGAUUUGAAAUGCCUAAUUUUCUAGUGAUCAAAUGAUGGUGUUGUUCUUACAGUGUGUUGUGUUCCAUCCAUAUUGAUGAAUCAAAAUUCAUGGUUUUGGACUGAAGUCUUGAAUUAUACAAUUGUCAUCUAAUCUCAUUAUCAUAACAACAUUUUGUCUUGUCGGCUGUA